CGUAACUUCUCAGUGAAAACACCAAACGGCACAUCUAUCUCUUCUCUCUGCCCAUCUGCCCAUCAAGGAAUCUAAGGCCCUUGACUUUUUCCUGGGGACAUCCCUCCAGGAUGAGGUUUUGAAGCUUAUGCCUAUGUAGAAGCAGACAGUGCUGGCCAGCGAACCAGGUUCAAGGUACUUGUCGCCAUUGGGGAUGACAAUGAACCUGUUGGUUUGGGUGUCAAUUGCUCUAAGGAGGUAGCCACUGCCAUCUGUGGAGCCAUCGUUAUGGCCAAGCUCUCCAUUGUCCCCAUGCAGCAAGGCUCCUGGGGGAACAAGACUGGCAAGCCCCAUACCGUCCCUCACAAGGUGACUGGCAGCUAUGGCUCCUGGCUGGUGCGCCUCAUCCCUGCCCCCUGGGGCAGUGGCAUGGUCUCAGCCCCUGUGCCCAAGAAGCUACUGAUGAUGGUGGGAACUGAUGACUGCUAUACCUCUGCCAGGGGCUGCACUGCCACCCUGGGCAACUUCUCCAAGGCCACCUUUGCCACCAUGUCCAAGACUUCCAGUCACCUCCCUCUUGGUCUCUGGAAAGAGGCAGUGUUUACCAAGUGUCCUUAUCAGGAAUUCACUGCCCAUCCUGAAAAGACCCACACCAGAGUUUCCGUGCAGAGGACCUAGGCUUCAGUUGCAGCCACCGCAUACUUUUAUAUGAGAAAAAUAA
Sus scrofa (pig) is the source of this 700-nucleotide messenger RNA. The record is from RefSeq and is a predicted model, not a curated record. Lineage: Eukaryota; Metazoa; Chordata; Mammalia; Artiodactyla; Suidae.